AUGACGAUCCAACAGAAUGUAUUCAACAACACCAACAUGGUGACGAAUCUGGAAACAUUGCUUGUUCACGAUGUGACGUCAGAUGAUGACAUGUUUGUGUUCCCAACUGAACCCUUCUUCAAUGCCAUGCCCAAACUAACAAGACUCGAUUUGUCAGGCAAUAAUCUACAACUGAUCAACAAAAAUACUUUUAGAAACUUUAACAAACUGGAAAACCUUUCUCUUGCAAGAAACCGUCUGAAUGACCUUCCGGAAGAAAUCCUGACAAUGGUUUGGCUCAAACAUUUGGAUGUGACAUCGAAUUCCCUCUCAGUCAUCAGUAAAUACCAACAGACCUUGCUUGAUGACAUCGUUGUAAAUAACGGCUCCUACUACCUCUACAUGGCAGACAACAUCUUCAGCUGCAGCUGUGGAACCCUUCACUUCAUACAGUGGUUACAAGAAACUGAUGUCUCUUUAGAUGACCAUGGCAACUACAGUUGUAUCCUUGGUGAUGGAACGUUAUCUGAUACAGCUUCCUUUUAUGCCAGAAGGACAUUCCAUUGGAGAACAUGUGUUGGUCAGUUCUGGUUUGCUGUGGGAGUAGUUGGAAACCUGAUUGCGCUGUUGUCAUUGCUUGUAGCCUUUCUCUUCAAGAAAUAUUUCCCCAAAAUAGAGCACCAUUUGUUACAGGUGCUUGGUUAUAACCCCGGACGCCGACCAGAAAGAGAGGAUUUUGAUUAUGACGCCUACAUAUGCUAUGAAAGUGCUGAGUACGAUUGGCCUUGCCACCGUCUGUUCAAGGAGCUCCCUCUAGUCUUCCCAGGUAUACGACUGUACCUGCCCGAUCUACAUGACCCUGUAGGAUGUUCCCAGGCAGAAGUGACCAUUGAUGCAUUGUCGAGAAGCUGGAAAAUUGUUAUUGUGCUAACAGAGAACUUUCUGAAGGACGAGUGGAUUCACUUUACUGUCCUGUCCACUGUGAGACUAAUGUCCGUGAACAACGCAAUAUCAGACCGAGUGCUGCUUCUGUACAGGGAUAUGUCCUUGGAAGCAAGAGCUCGGGUUCCUCAAUAUCUCCUCAACGUUGUUUCAGAGGAACAUAUUCUGGACAGCCCCCAUUUCUGGGCACAUCUGUGUCAGUGUAUCCUUAACGAUAAACCCACAGCCUUAUUCUAA
Molecule: messenger RNA, 1158 nt
Organism: Haliotis rubra (blacklip abalone)
Lineage: Eukaryota; Metazoa; Mollusca; Gastropoda; Lepetellida; Haliotidae
Product: toll-like receptor 4
Exons: 1
Coding region: 1-1158 (385 amino acids)
Biological process (GO): toll-like receptor signaling pathway; immune response; inflammatory response
Cellular component (GO): membrane
Molecular function (GO): protein binding; transmembrane signaling receptor activity
Source: RefSeq, a predicted model, not a curated record